Messenger RNA from Aegilops tauschii subsp. strangulata, 4570 nucleotides. RefSeq names its product putative disease resistance RPP13-like protein 1. NCBI's taxonomy places the organism in Eukaryota, Viridiplantae, Streptophyta, Magnoliopsida, Poales, Poaceae. The record is from RefSeq and is a predicted model, not a curated record. Gene Ontology annotation, molecular function: ADP binding.
CAAUGGACGCAGCACAAUCCCUCGACAGCAGAACAUAAGGAAGUUGCGCCCGGCGGACAAGCCGACGGCAGUUGCCAACAACAAACUGACAAACACGCCGUCCGGUGAUGGCCGACGUGAGCCCCUCCCUGAGCCGCGCCGUGGCCACUCGGCCGCCACGGAGGCGACGGCCGACGACUGGCACGCUCCAGCCACCGGCGGAGACGGCGACAGACAGGAAGAGCAAGGUCACCGGCGCAGAGGCGAGGGCGAUGAGCCGCAAGGCGACCACGGCGUGGCUGGUGGCGUACCAGGAGGCCGCGUACGCCUGGGACGACGCGGUGGACGAUCUGGAGGCUCACGUGGAGAAGGAGAAGGAGCAGCAGCCGUCGCCGGAGGGGGCUAGGAGACCAUCAAUUCUCCGUUGGCUCUUACCAUCAUCAGCUGUCCAUAGGACAGAGAAGAAAUUGAACACCAAUAUUGAAAAGCUGGGCAAGAAAGUGCUUGCGAUUUUACAGCGGGGACGGGAACAAGAUCUUAUACAAAUGGACUGGCAGCGACAUGAUUGGAUAAGUAAAUUUUCCGGGAGUCCGUCCACUAACUCUGGUAGCCUGGGAAACCUAGAGCAGGAAAAGAUGGAGUUGAUUGAUAUUUUGACUGACAGCCAAAGCUCCAGCACUGUUGUUGCCAUAGUUGGGUGCUGUGGAAUUGGCAAGACUAGAUUGGCAAGAAAAGUAUAUGAUGAUUGCUACACGAGAAAUGUUUUCAAUACAACCAUAUGGGUAGAUGGUUCCAAAGACUCAACUGGUGCGGGAUUACUGUCCGCAGUCAUACGUGCCGCUGGUGGGAAACCUGGAGCAGAAGAACAAAGUAGGGAGAAAAUUAUGGACAUGUUGGCUGUAAUACUUGAAGAGAAGAAAUUCUUACUGGUUCUUGAUGAUAUAUCGAGUCACCAUAACCAAGAGAGUUUCCUGGAAGAUCGCUCGUUUGUGAAGCAUGGAAGCCGAAUUCUGAUCACAACUCGAGACCAGAGUGUUGCAGCAGGAAUGAACCGUAGCUACAUUCAUAAUAUGCAGGAAUGGCCUUUCCAAGAUUGCUGGACUCUGCUCUGUGCUAGUGCUGGCCUGGACAAGGAACAUGACAAGGAGAACUUGAGGGAAAUUGCGAUAACAAUUAUCCAGAGGUGCAACAAGGUCCCACUGACUAUCAAGAUUAUCGGCGGUGUCCUAGCAACCAAGGACCCAACACACGCAGAGUGGAAGCAGGUUAAUGAAAGUGAACUGUGGUCCUUGGAUCUGGAGGACAUUCCUGGUGGGAUGAAGAAACUGAGUGGGCCUGUCUACAUGGCAUACAGUAAUUUGCCAUACCGUUUGAAGCUAUGUUUCCUUUACUGCCUGCAGCUCCCAGAAGGCUUUGUGAUUAGCCAGCAUGUUGUUACUCAGAUGUGGAUAGCAGAGGGCUUUAUCAUCGAAGAAGAAAAUGACUGUGAUCCUCAAGAUAUCGCAGACCGCUUUUACAGGGAGCUGGUACUCACAAACCUUCUGGAGCCUGAGAUUGGCUCUGCUGACAUGACAAGAUGCACAGUACAUGGCUGUGUCAGGUCUGUUUUGCAACUCAUAAUUAAGCACCGGUGGUUUGGGAAGAACAAGUGGGCAUCUAGUAUUGAAGAAGCAGGAAAUCUGACAAGGUUCAGGACAGUUAUCUGCAAGAAUCCCUUGGCUGACCGUGGCCUGGACAAAGUGUUUAUGGGGCGGAGAUAUUUGAGAGUGUUGGACCUUACUGGCACCGGUAUUAGGCACAUUCCAGGGUCAAUAGCACUUCUCCAUCACCUUAGGCUCUUAAAUCUUUCUCUGACUCAAAUCAUGGAACUUCCAGAGUCCAUUGAGAGCCUCAGAAAUCUGCAAUUCUUGCUCCUCCGGUGUUGCAAUGGGCUUCAUUCUCUGCCAGAGGGAAUCAGUAAGCUGCACAACUUGCAGUGCCUCGAUCUUGAAGGAUCAGCGCCACAGCUUGUCUUGCCAAGCUUGGUAGACUUGAAGCAGCUAACUACUCUGCGUGGUUUCAUAGUGAAUCAUAAGGAAGUAACUGAGAAGGAUGUCAGUGGGUGGCCAUUGGAAGACCUGGAACAUAUGAAUUCUUUGAGAAGCCUCCAGAUACUGAAGAUAGACAGAGUUGUGCAGUUUACCAGGGCACAAGAAGCUGCACUGGAGAUGAAGUCUCACCUCACACAGCUUGAUCUAUGUGGUAGCACCAGUGAUAUGCAUCUACACGUACCAGCGGCAGAAGCUAGAAGGCUCCAUGGAGUUCUUAACAGUCUCUGCCCACCCGGAUGCCUAGAGUCUCUCAAAAUAGCAAGUUACCACGGGCGAUUAUUUCCAGAUUGGUUGCCACAGCUCCCCAGUCUCCAACGGCUGGUUCUUGCUGAUUGCAAAUUCUGUGAGAGCCUCCCUUGUCUCGGACAGCUACCUCAACUCAAGUUUCUCACCAUAACUGGCUGUUCCAAGUUGUGCACCAUUCAGCGAGGGCGGUACACAGGACCAGCAUUUCUGAAGCUAGAGCAUCUCCAUGUAGAUGACAUGGACAAGUUGGAGUCAUGGACAGGAUUCCAAGCUGGUGACUUUCCUUCCCUGAUCAAGUUUCAUCUAGAUAGCUGCCCCAACAUAGAGUCACUCCCAGCUUGCCUUGAGUACUCCAAACAACUGACAAGCAUGAAGGUCGUUGCUGCUGGUAGCCUCAUAGUAAUUGGCAACCUACCCAUGCUCAAAGAGCUAAUUGUGCAAGACAGCAAAACUCUUACUAUUGUCUCCAAUCUUCCAUCACUUGAAGUCCUGAUGGUCAUUGGCUGCUCUGGGCUGCAAGAUGUGAAGGGACUCAGAUGUGUAAAGCACCUCCGCAUAGUAGACAGAGAGCUCACAAGGCUUCCAGAUUGGUUGACAGGGCACGCUUCAGUGCUACAGACGUUGACUGUCUUCGGCACCGAGGAACUGCUCGGCAUGUUAGUUCCCAGUGGCAAAGAUUGGCCGGCCAUUCGUGACAUCGAAAAAGUUUAUGGUAACCUGACUGAUGGAUCUCCAUUCUUCACAUACACAAAGAAGAUGGGCGAUUUCCAAGCAUUUGGAGAGCAACGAGAUCUUGUUGUCAGGUCAGUAGUUGACCAUCAAUUGGAGGGCUGGUCUUCACAUUUCAUGGCUAGGAGUUUUAUCUCUCGAAUCAGCAUGCACAAUACCAUCAAAUGGUAUUUGAUUCCUCUGCUUGCCACUGCCCUGGUGCUUUUGCUGUCCAUGGUUGAGGAGAUUAAAGUCAUAGGAGUCUUCCUCGUCUUCUUCGCUAUCAUAGCAUGUUUUUGGUGUCUUUACUUCUUCAGUAUCUGUAAAGCUUCGAACUAAGAUUGGAGGAAACAAAACCAUGUGGAAAGGAAAGGAUCGAAUAUUUCAGUGGUACAUGUACUCAUUGUAAAUUUGCCUGUGUUGUCUGCUAAAUGCUGCUUGUGUGGGGUAAUGGCUCACCAUGUACUCCCUCCGUUCCAAAAUAAGUGUGUGUGUGUGUGUGUGUGUGUGGGGGGGGGGAAUAUAAGGCAUUAACUCAUUGGGGGGGAAAAGGCAGUAGCCGAUGUAUAUAUCAAGCACUGACGUUUUCUGAGAUAUUACCCUGUGUACUGUAUAGAAAAUAAAAGAAGAUACAUGCUUUCUCUAUCCAGUGAUGCUGCUGCUGCAUUCGACGAAAAAAGACAGGGGAGGAAGCUGAAUCACUAUUGGAAACAAUAUGUUCUUCCUUAUAAUCUACUCAAGAUUUAUUUUUCCACUCACAAGCUCUCUGCAUAAUGGCAACAUUGUCUGAUUGUCACAUGCCAAGGAUGAGAGGAGAAAGAAAUGCAAGUAUAAAAGAGAAAGUCAAUGCUUCAAGUCAGUCAAGCCUACUAGGGGGAAGAGAGAGACACCUAGCUACAGUCCACCAUGGACCAUGGACAAAGUAACACCUCCCUCUCAUGGACCAAGUGUACAGACCAGAUUAGACUAAAUGCCUCCAGCUAUGGGUGAUUCGUGCAUGGCCUUCAGCCUGUUGAAGAACACCCUAUGGGUACAUGUACUUUAAUACUCCCUCUGUUCCAAAAUAAUUGAAGUUCUAUGUUUUUCUUAGUCAAACUUUUUUUAAGUUUGACCAAGUCUAUUGAAAAAUCCGCAAAGACCUACAAUAUCAAAUAUAUACAAUAUGAAAAUUUAUUUCAUAAUGAAUCUAAUGAAGUAAAUUUUAUUUUGUAGAUGUUGAUAAAUUUUAUAUAGACUUGGUAAAACUUAAUGAAGUUUGACUUAGGACAAUCCUAAAACUUCAAUUAUUUUGAAACGGAGGAAGUACAUCUCUUCCAUUUGAAUGAACUCUCUAACCCUCAAGGGUGACCUAGUGCUACUUUUCUGUCGAGGAAUGCCAUAAACUCUGUGAAGGAAUCCAUGCUACCGAGGUUACAACAUAAGCACGACUAUCCAAAAGACCAAUUGACUCCGUCACCGGGGACAUGGUCAUAAGCUUGGCCUCUUCGCCUUACCUGGAUUAGACCUCCCGUCAAGAGUUCAGGCAAAACCAUGUUAAGAAACAUCGU